Molecule: messenger RNA, 5422 nt
Organism: Pungitius pungitius (ninespine stickleback)
Lineage: Eukaryota; Metazoa; Chordata; Actinopteri; Perciformes; Gasterosteidae
Gene: ncanb
Product: neurocan b
Exons: 16
Coding region: 195-5345 (1716 amino acids)
Biological process (GO): glial cell differentiation; skeletal system development; central nervous system development
Cellular component (GO): synapse; perineuronal net
Molecular function (GO): calcium ion binding; hyaluronic acid binding
Source: RefSeq, a predicted model, not a curated record
UGUUCAGUAGCGCUCAGCUGCUGGCGAGGUGAGCACCGUCCCGGCGCUCCUCCUCCUCCUCCUCCUCCGCCUCCCCGCCGCCCGCGGAAGACGCACGCUCGAGACCAACCGUGCACAGAACCGAUAAGCGUGCCUCGCGCACAGAGCCCACUACUGCUCUGUUUCGGGUUUUUUUUCUCUUCUUCUCCUGUUGGAUGCCGGAGCUGCGCUCGGCUGCGGCGCUCCUCCACCUGCACCGCGUCAGACCCGCGGCUCGCGCUGCUCCACAUUCCCACGGAUCGGACCUCACUUGCAGGUGCGGCAGGAUGCGGGACGAACGGCCUGUGAGCGGACUGCAGACCCUGCUGGCCCUCCUUCUGCUUCAGACCGCAGGCGAAGCCCGCGCCGACGCCCUGGUGAACAUGCGCAAGGUGACCCAUCAGACCAUCAGCGAGGAGCUGUCCCAGACCGCUCUCCUCCCCUGCCUCUUCACCCUCCGCCCCGGGCCCGGUGCGUCCCACGAGCCCCCCAGGAUCAAGUGGACCAAGGUGUGGGGCCAGAGGGGCUCCGACGGCCUGCAGAAGGAACAGUCGGUGCUGGUGGCCAAAGACAACGUGGUCAAGGUGAAGAAGGCCUUCCAGGGCCGCGUGACGCUGCCCGGAUACAACAACAACCGCUACAACGCCAGCCUCGCCCUGUCGGGGCUGCGCUCCAGCGACGCCGGGCUGUACCGCUGCGAGGUCGUGGUGGGCAUCAGCGACGAGCAGGACACCGUCCCCCUGGAGGUCACAGGUGUGCUGUUCCACUACCGGGCCCCCCACGACCGCUACGCCCUGUCCUUCGCCGACGCCAAGAGGGUGUGCCUGGAGAACUCGGCCGUCAUAGCCACCCCGGGUCAGCUGCAGGCCACCUUCGCUGAUGGAUACGACAACUGUGACGCCGGCUGGCUGUCCGACCGGACCGUGCGGUAUCCCAUCCAGUCGCCUCGGCCCGGUUGCUAUGGCGAUCGGGAGGACUCACCUGGAGUCCGUAACUACGGCGACAGGUCCCCCGAUGAGCUGUUUGAUGUCUACUGCUUUGCCAAGCAGCUUCAAGGUGAAGUCUUCCACUCCUCAGUGCCGCAGAAGCUGAGCCUGGCCACGGCCUCCACCCAUUGCCACUCCCUGGGCGCCCAGCUGGCCACCGUGGGGCAGCUGUACCUGGCCUGGCAGGCCGGCCUGGACCAGUGCGACCCCGGCUGGCUCGCCGACGGCAGCUGCCGCUACCCCAUCAACGUCCCCCGGAAGAACUGCGGCGGGGACGAGCCCGGGGUGCGGACCGUGUACAACAACCCCAACCGCACCGGCUUCCCCGACACCGCGGCCCUGUACGACGCCUUCUGCUACCGAGCCCAGCAGCCGGCGGGGGUCCGGGCUGCGGAGCCUCAGGUGUUGAACCCAGCAGCAGAGCCCGCCUCCUCCGCCCCCGACGCCGGGCACCGGGACCCUUUCGCCGAGACCUCCGACUGGACCGGCCCGGUGGACUUGGACAGCGCGGGAGUCCGAUCCAUCGGCGGGAUCGACAACUCCUCCGAGAUCUCCGGAGAGCACGUCGUCAUUCACCUCAACCCGGAGGAGGGCUGGGGGGGGGCAGCACGCGAGGAGUUGAAUGACACAAAGGGCGGCAACACCACGGGCCUGGAGAGACAUGGAGGUUCAGCCCACCCACAGGAAGAAGAAGAAGAAGAAGAAGACGGCGGCGGGGGAGGCGGGUUUUUUGGAUCGUCCCCCACGUUAUCACCCGUCCCGUCUUCCACCCCCCAGUCCCACGAUACCAACAGCGUGUUGGCUGAGUUUGUCAACGCUCUGAUGAAGCCCUUCAGGUACUGGAGAGGAGGCGAGGAGGCGGAGGACAUGGACCAGGGGCCGGCGGUGGCGGAGGAAGAAUCGGCAGAGAACCAGACGCAGGGCGAAGCCUCAGGUUCACCCAAAGCGAGCGUGGACAAGGGCGGCGUGGACAACGCCAUCACGGAGCGCGGCGGCGGGGGUCUCUCCCACGGGACGCCUGCCGGCGGGCCGCGGCGUCCGGACGGCCUGUCCGAGCAGGAGAAAGAGCUGAUGCCGCUGAUUCGAUUGGUGCCCGCGGUCCAAAGCACUCAGACGGGAGAGAGGGCCUCCGACUCGCCCGCCGACCACCCUCCACCCGACGGGUUCAAUGCAUCUGGUCCCAACGAGACGUCUCACCCCGGCGAUCAUGUCAACGCAUCCGCCCCCCGGGGCCCGGCUUCGGCCCCCGCCCCCGGAAGCCACUUUCGCUGGGCCAUCAAAUCCAUGCGUGCCUCCGGACUAGGCCCCCCCGGGAAUGUGCCCUACGCGGGCAUGCGGCCCACCUGGGGUCCCAUGGAGGCCAAAGUGGGGCCCCUCGAGGUGAUGACCCUGCCCCCGUCCCUUCGACAGGACAACUCGGACAACUACUCAGGCCAGGGGAAGGACCAGGAGGGAGAGGACGCCGACUCCCCAUCGGCAGCCAGCACUGCAUUGUGGGAGGAGAAGGAGAUGCAGGUGAAUGAGAUGGAGGAGCGGGAGAAAGAGGAGAAGAAGAUUGAGGGGAAAGGGAUGGAGGAGCAGGAGAAAGAGGAGAAGAAGAUGGGGGGGGAAGAGAUGGAGGAGAUGGAAGGGAAGAUGAUGGAGGAGAAGGAGGGGAAGGAUUUGGAGGGAAAGGAGAUGGAGGGGAAGGAGAUGAAGGAGAUAGAGGGGCAGGAUAUGGAGGGGAGCGAGAUGGAGGAGAAGGAGAUGGAAGGAAAGAAGAUGGAGGGGGAGGGGAAGGGGAUGGAGGAGAUGGAGAUGGAGGGGAAGGAGAUGGAGGGGAGGGAGAUGGAGGGGAGGGAGAUGGAAGGAAAGGAGAUCAAGGAGACGGAGGAGAUGGAGGGGAAGGAGAUGGAGGGGAAGGGGAUGGAGGAGAAGGAGACGGAGGGGAAGGAGACGAAGGGGAAGGGGAUGGAGGAGAAGGAGAUGAAGGGGAAGGAGACAGAGGAGAUGGAGGGGAAGGGGAUGGAGGAGAAGGAGAUGGAGGGGAAGGAGACGAAGGGGAAGGGGAUGGAGGAGAAGGAGAUGAAGGGGAAGGAGACAGAGGAGAUGGAGGAGAAGGAGAUGGAGGGGAAGGAGACGGAGGAGAUGGAAGGAAAGGAGAUGGAGGGGAAGGAGAUGGAGGAGAAGGGGAUGGAGGAGAAGGAGAUGGAGGGGAAGGAGACGGAGGAGAUGGAGGAGAAGGAGAUGGAGGGGAAGGAGACGGAGGAGAUGGAGGGGAAGGGGAUGGAGGCGAAGGAGAUGGAGGGGAAGGAGACGGAGGAGAUGGAGGGGAAGGGGAUGGAGGAGAAGGAGAUGGAGGGGAAGGGUAUGGAGGAGAUGGAGGGGAAGGAGACGGAGGAGAUGGAGGCGAAGGAGAUGGAGGAGAUGGAGAUGGAGGGGAAGGGUAUGGAGGAGAUGGAGGGGAAGGAGACGGAGGAGAUGGAGACGAAGGAGAUGGAGGGGAAGGAGACGGAGGAGAUGGAGGGGAAGGAGAUGGAGGAGAUGGAGGGGAGCAGCGACGGGAGCAGCUUCCCCGGCGGGUUCGGAUUGAAAGCCAAAAGCAGCCCUGAAGCGACGCCCUCGCUCGGCCCCACUGAGCUGGUGACGGUGGCGGAGCACACCUCUCCGUCCCAGUGGCAGGUGGUGCAGCAGCCCACCACCCCACCCGGGGGCUCCUUGGAGCCGGACCGGACAGAAGGGGCCAGGGGAGAGAUCCUCUACACCCGCGACCCCAACCACGACCCCACCCACGACCCCACCUCGCUGCCCUCGCCAAGAGAAGGAAGUACUUCAGAGUCGGCGCUCACCGGGACGCACGGCGAAAGCACCAGCCGAGCGGAGGCGGCCACCUCCACCCCCGGAGCCCUGGCCGAGGCGCUGACCACCCCCGGAGCCCUGGCCGAGGCGCUGACCACCCCCGGAGCCCUGGCCGAGGCGCUGACCACCCCCGGAGCCCUCGCCGAGGCGCUUACCACCCUCGGAGCGGCCGAGCUUCAGACGACCGGAGACGCGCUGAGGACGGACCCCGUCACCGCGACGACCCCACAGGAGAACCCCUCGGAGAGUGCCGCCUCCGAGGAGGCGUCCAUCUCCAUCUCGUGGGUCCAGGAGGAGGGGGAGAAAACGACAGCCGACCCCUCGGCUGCUCCGGCUCUCGGCGGCGGGCCUCAAACCAGCUCGGGCGCCGUUUGGUUGACCACCGUUGCGUCGGGUUUCAACGCAGCCGCCACGGAGAUGGAAUCCAGGUCGGCGGUGUCCGAGUCCUUCGUGGUGGGGAGCCGGUGGACGCCUUUUAAAAGCGCCAGCCCGCAGCCGGAGGACCACCAGGACGCCAGCGACCCUCUCGGGACCGUCGGGCCCAACUGGGCCUUUGGGUUCAUCCCAUCAGUGGAGGACAACCCGUGCCAGACCAACCCGUGUCUCCACGGGGGCAGCUGCCUGCAGGAGGGGGACGGCUAUAGCUGCUACUGUCCUCAGGGCUUCUCCGGAGAGAGCUGCGAGAUCGACAUUGACGACUGCCAGUCUAAUCCAUGCCAGAACGGAGGAACCUGCAUCGACGAGAUCAGCUCCUUUGUGUGCCUUUGUCUCCCCAGCUACGGGGGGGCCACCUGUGAGAAAGACACGGAGGGCUGCGAGCACACGUGGAGGAAGUUCCACGGCCACUGCUACAGGUACUUCAGCCGGAGGCACACCUGGGAGGACGCCGAGAAGGACUGCAGGGAGCACAGCGGCCACCUGGCCAGCGUCCACAGCGCGGCAGAGCAGGGCUUCAUCAGAGGUCUCAGCCAUGACAACACCUGGAUCGGGUUAAACGACCGUACGGUGGAGGACGACUUCCAGUGGACGGACAAGAUGGACCUGCAAUAUGAGAACUGGCGGGAAAACCAGCCGGACAACUUCUUCGCCGGGGGGGAGGACUGCGUGGUGAUGAUCGCUCACGAGAACGGCAAAUGGAACGACGUGCCGUGCAACUACAACCUGCCCUACGUCUGCAAGAAGGGAACAGUGCUUUGCGGCGCCCCGCCCACCGUGGAUAACGCCUUCCUGAUUGGUCGCAAGCGCACCCACUACGACAUCCACUCCGUGGCUCGCUACCAGUGCGCCGACGGCUUCCUGCAGCGCCACGUGCCCACCGCCAAGUGCCGCGCCAACGGCAAGUGGGACCGGCCUAAAAUCAUCUGCGUGAAAUCCCGACGGGCCCACCGCUACCGGCGCCACCACCACAAGGGCCGGAGGGAGCGCAGGAAGCACAAGAGGCACGGCCACAGAGAGGGGGGGCGCCACGGAGGGGAGCUGGGCCACAGCCACGCCCACGUCUGAACCAAAAAAAGAAAGAAAGUGAUGAUGAACGCCCCCUUUUUCCCCUUCUUUUCCUCUGCUGCCAACUUGCCUGCCCC